Messenger RNA from Trichosporon asahii var. asahii CBS 2479, 741 nucleotides. RefSeq lists its product as uncharacterized. Gene Ontology annotation, biological process: electron transport chain. Lineage: Eukaryota; Fungi; Basidiomycota; Tremellomycetes; Trichosporonales; Trichosporonaceae. The transcript has 2 exons. The record is from RefSeq and is a predicted model, not a curated record. The coding region runs from base 1 to 741 and encodes 246 amino acids.
AUGUCGCUCCUCCGCACCGCCAUGCGCGCGCGCGUCUCCGCGCGUGCGUUCUCGACGACCCCCGCGCGCCUCGACGUCACCGUCCCCGGCGGUGUCAACCCUACCUCGGUCGGCCCCAAGUUCGACGCCGAGUCCGAGCUCGACUCGUUCGUCGCCCCCGCCCGCUGGUCGACCAAGCACGUCCAGCCCGCCGACGUUGUUGCUGGCCGUGACGCUGGACCCCCCACCGAGCACGAGGACGCUAAGGAGAUCACCUUCGACGUCGUUUCGGACGCCCCUAGGGAGCUGAGGCACCGUCAGGUCCGCAUCUUCAAGCCGACCAAGAACACGAUGCAGUCCGCCAAGGGCAAGACGAAGGUCUGGCGCAUCGACUGGGACGUUCUGCAGGGUUCCGGACGGUGGGAGAACCCGCUGAUGGGCUGGGCGUCGUCCGCCGACUACAUGCAGGGUACGACGCUCGCGUUCCGCACGCGCGAGGACGCCUGCCGCUUCGCCGAGCGCCAGGGCUGGGAGUACUACGUCCAGGAGCCCAAGGCCGCCCGCAUCCCCCCUAAGAGCUACGGUGAGUUUGCCAAUCCACACUUUGACUUCGACUCGCAGGCUCUCUACCACACGCACAUCCACUUCCCCAAGCCACUCCUUUUACGGCCCACAAAGCUUCUCCAAGAACCUACGCUGACAGUCACAGCCGAGAACUACACGCACGUUCCUGGCAAGCUCCGCAUUCACCACACCAAGUAG